This is a messenger RNA of Mangifera indica (mango), 1080 nucleotides long. Its product is annotated as putative MO25-like protein At5g47540. Bases 134 to 1057 code for a protein of 307 amino acids. Gene Ontology annotation, molecular function: protein serine/threonine kinase activator activity. The record is from RefSeq and is a predicted model, not a curated record. The transcript is spliced from 10 exons. Lineage: Eukaryota; Viridiplantae; Streptophyta; Magnoliopsida; Sapindales; Anacardiaceae. Gene Ontology annotation, biological process: intracellular signal transduction.
AUCAACUUUCCUUACUGGAGUGCAAUAAUAACUCUCCAAGAGAAAGCACAAAACAGGAAAAUAAGCCAUACCCUAUGAAACCCUAACACUAUAAACUGAAACUGUGAAACACAUACACAUAUAUUUUACGACCAUGGAAGGUUUAUUCAAAUCCAAACCAAAAACCCAGAAAAAUUCUGAUGAAGUUGUUCGUCUAACUCGUAAUCUUCUGGUUUCUCUCCUCUCCAAUGAACACGAUUUUGGUAAAAGAGAUGAAAAGGUAGCUGAAAUGAAUAAGUUUAUUCGGGAUUUGAAGAUAAUUCUGUAUGGAAGUGCUGAGUCUGAACCUGUUGCUGAAGCCUGUAAAAAGUUGACAGAAGAGUUGUUCGAAGAGAACACUCUACGCCUUCUCAUUAUCUGUCUUCCAAGGUUAAAUUUGGAGGCUCGCAAAGAUGCCACCCAAGUGGUAGCAAAUUUGCAGAGGCAGCAUGUUGAUGGAAGGCUAAUUGCUACAAUUUAUUUGGAAAAAAACUUAGAUCUUUUGGAAGUGUUGGUUUCUGGGUAUGAGGACCCUGAAAUAGCUUUGCAUUAUGGUGGUACGCUGAGCGAGUGCAUUAGGCAUCAGAUUAUUGCCAGGUAUGUCUUGGAAUCAGAGUCCUUCAAGAAGAUUUUUGACUAUAUACGGCUUCCACAGUUUGAUAUUGCUUCAGAUGCUACAGCAACUUUUAAGGAGCUACUGACAAGGCAUAAGUCAACAGUUGCAGGAUUUCUUUCCAAUAAUAUUGAUUGGUUUUUCCAUGAUUACAAUACAAAGUUGCUCCAAUCAAGUAAUUAUAUUACAAGAAGACAGGCUAUCAAGCUGCUCGGUGAUAUCUUACUUGAACGUUCAAACUCUGUGGCGUUGAUACAUUAUGUUAGCUCCAAAGAUAACUUGAGAAUUCUGAUGAAUCUGUUAAGGGAGUCGAGCAAGAACAUCCAGAUAGAUGCUUUCCAUGUUUUUAAGCUAUUUGCUGCAAACCAAUACAAGCCUCAUGAAGUCAUGAAUGUACUAAUUGCUAACCAAGACAAGCUUCAUUGAUUUUUUGCUGAUUUCAGCACUGA